AGUACAGGUGUCAACACUAUCGUCGCAAGCACGUCCCUCUGUCUGUGCACUUUGAGUUGUUGUUGUUACCGUCGUUCGAGUACACUUAACGUGUACGUCUUAUAACCGCCGAACACCAUUUUAAAAGCACAAGCACGGUCAUCGAUCACGUUCUUCGAAGAAGAAAAAAUACAAAAGAAUACAAAAAAACCCGUUACGCUAACGCACGCCCGCACGACCUAAAAUCAUAAUGAGUUUUUCUUCGGAAUCCGGAGCGGAAGCGGCGGCCAUCGCGAAGAAAUUAAACUUGGAAAAAGCGACAAAUUUCAUGAAACAAUACAGAGACCCGCACAGCCGAGAACUGAAGAAACUCUCGGCUAACCAAUUCAUGGACGUCUGGAGUCAUUACGAUAAAGACGGUAACGGAUACAUCGAAGGAACUGAACUCGACGGGUUUCUCAGGGAAUUCGUUGCGAGUGCUAAUACAGCGGACGUCAGCCCCGAGGCGGUGUCGGACGCUAUGCUGAUCGAACUUAAGCAGUGUUUCAUGGAGGCCUACGACGAUAACCAGGAUGGGAAAAUUGACAUUCGUGAACUCGCUCAACUUUUGCCAAUGGAAGAGAACUUCUUGCUGCUGUUCCGGUUCGAUAACCCAUUAGACUCUAGCGUCGAAUUCAUGAAGAUUUGGAGAGAAUACGAUACCGACGGCAGUGGUUACAUCGAAGCCGAUGAGUUGAAGAACUUUUUACGGGACUUGCUAAAGGAAGCGAAAAAAAUCAACGACGUAUCCGAGGAUAAACUCAUUGAAUACACAGACACAAUGUUGCAAGUUUUCGACGCCAAUAAGGACGGAAAAUUACAACUUUCUGAAAUGGCCAAGUUGCUUCCCGUCAAGGAGAACUUCUUGUGCCGUCAAGUGUUCAAAGGGGCGACCAAACUGACCAAAGACGAUAUCGAAAGAGUGUUCUCGUUGUACGACCGGGACAACAACGGAACCAUCGAAAACGAAGAACUUCGAGGAUUCUUGAAAGACCUUCUCGAGCUGGUUAAAAAAGACUACGACGCUGACGACUUGCAAGACUUCGAAGAGACAAUACUGCGAGGGGUAGACUACAACGAGGACGGCAAGAUCAACAGAAAAGAGUUGACCAUGAUACUGUUGGCUCUCGCCAAACACAACCAAGAAGAUGAUUCGGCCGCCAAGAAAGAAUAAUUUCAACAGUUUCAUUUCCAAUCAUGAUACAUUUUCGACGGAGAAAACAAAAAAAAAUUAAUUAACGUGCACAAAAUAAGUAUGUCUUGUCAUAUUGUAUCAAAUGGGGCGCAACUCGUACCCAUAGCGCAUAAUUUGUUGUUAUUUUGACGUAUUACAAUAUUAACUGAUAUUAUUAUUAUUAUUAUUAUUACUAUUAUUAUCGCGUUUGCUAAAAUUAAUUAUGUAUUUUAUUGUUGUUCGAUUAUCUUUUAUCUCUAUUGGGUAAAAUUGUGGAUUUCCGUGUUACUGUUAGUCUGAUUUAAUAUUAGUACGCAUUGUCCACUUGUUAACUAAUGGACAAUUUUUCUCUCGUUUUCUCUCUAAUAGCGGUCUCUCUCUAUCUAUCUAGCUCUCUGUUAUAAUUAUAUGUUAUUGUAGUAUGUCUCUAUUGAUAUUUUAUUCGUUGUUUGUUUUCUGCGCACUAUUUGGCACUUCAACCUUUUCAAAUUCAAAACAAAAAUAUAUAUAUAUAUGCAUAAUAAUAAAUUAAUGUCUAUACGAGAAGUUCUACUGAUCUGUCCAAUCAUCAUAUAUUUAUUAUUAUUGUGUGUUCAGUUUUCUCAAAACCUUGUAUAAAAUAGUACAUUGUAACAAGUCUACUAUUAGGUAUCAAUAAUGUUUACUAAUAACUUAUAAUUGUUAUAAUAGUUGUCUGUUUAAAAACUAGUUUUGAUCUGUCAUUUUAGGAAAACAAUUUAAUUGAUUACUAUUGUAUUACUUUAUUAUACCUAUUAUUAUUAUUAUUAUAAAUUUACUUAAAUACAUUACUAUUAUUCAUCGAAACAGUUUUGCCAUACAAUCGUUUUAGCGAGUAGUGUCUAAUUUAACGACAACACUUUUUUUUCUAAUUUUCAAUUAGUAAAACUAUAUUUAUAGUGUAAGUACAAUAUAUUGUAGUGCGUAGCCGUUUCCAUUUAAACGUACAGAAAAAAUGCAAUAAAGAUUCAAUCAUAAUUUA
This is a messenger RNA of Adelges cooleyi (spruce gall adelgid), 2192 nucleotides long. RefSeq names its product calbindin-32 (gene Cbp53E). NCBI's taxonomy places the organism in Eukaryota, Metazoa, Arthropoda, Insecta, Hemiptera, Adelgidae. Gene Ontology annotation, cellular component: cytosol; dendrite; terminal bouton. Gene Ontology annotation, biological process: regulation of presynaptic cytosolic calcium ion concentration; regulation of long-term synaptic potentiation. The record is from RefSeq and is a predicted model, not a curated record. Gene Ontology annotation, molecular function: calcium ion binding. The transcript is spliced from 12 exons. The coding region runs from base 230 to 1192 and encodes 320 amino acids.